Messenger RNA from Juglans microcarpa x Juglans regia, 2207 nucleotides. RefSeq names its product cyclic nucleotide-gated ion channel 1-like. Bases 70 to 2100 code for a protein of 676 amino acids. Gene Ontology annotation, molecular function: monoatomic ion channel activity. Gene Ontology annotation, cellular component: membrane. Gene Ontology annotation, biological process: monoatomic ion transport; transmembrane transport. The transcript is spliced from 10 exons. The record is from RefSeq and is a predicted model, not a curated record. NCBI's taxonomy places the organism in Eukaryota, Viridiplantae, Streptophyta, Magnoliopsida, Fagales, Juglandaceae.
UGGGGAGGGAGACUCGGUCAAAGAAGCUAUUUUAUGGACGACUCAAUCAGUUCGACUCACUGGACACGGAUGUACGUAGACUCUGCUCGCUUAAAAUCCAGCUUUCUGCUGCUCUUUUCUCACUCCAUAUCCUGGUCUGCUCGAACACACAAGUCGAUCUAUCAGUUUUUUCAGGUAGCGGAAUUAAUUCACCGUGUACGGGUACACUCAAGAAUGAGAUACCAUAAGCAUCGACCAGAGAAGGAGGUGGGGGAUCCGGAUAUUGAGGGGCAAAUUCACAGCGGAACAGUUCAAAAGUGGAUUGUCAACAUUCUUCACCCAGAGGGAGAAUUCCUUCGAAUCUGGAAAUUGAUUUUCUUAGUGUCGUGCGUGUUUUCGGUAUCAGUCGACCCUUUGUUCUUUUACCUUCCGGUGAUUAAUGAUGAAAAAAAGUGCGUUGCUCUUGAUAGAAGAUUACACGUCAUAAGUAUUUGUUUGCGAAGUGUCCUGGACUCGAUUUCGCUAGGAAAUAUCAUUUUGCAAUGUUGUUGUCCAUAUAUAGACGAGAACGCUCGUCCACAUGAAGGACAGGAUGGAGUACUAGUUACAGAUGCUUGGCCAAUAGCAAAGAGGUACUUGUGGUCACCCUCAUUCGUGAUUGAUGUCCUGUCCAUUCUUCCAAUCCCACAGAUGGUAGUUCCAAUUAUUUUUUCAGAAAUGAGAGGUUCCAAUGGUUUGAACACAAGAAAAGUGCUGAACGCCGUUGUCCUAUCCCAAUAUGUGCCAAGAAUAACUCGUAUCUAUCUGUCUUGGAGAAAAUUCAGGAAGAAUACCACCCUCCCUGUAAUUACCAUAGCGGUGAAAGCUGGAUUCAAUUUGUUUCUGUAUAUUGUUGCCAGUCAUAUACUGGGUGGUCUUUGGUACUUUUUCUCCGUCGAGCGAGAGACCGCUUGCUGGCACCUCGCCUGUGAAAGUCAUAGUGAUAAAUGUGUUCCAAGUUCUUUUGCCUGUAACCACGGAAGUUUUGGCAAUUACACAUUUUUAAACGAUUCUUGUCCAAUAGAAACCCCAAAUACAACGGUCUUUGAUUUUGGAAUAUUCCAAGGAGCACUUCAAUCUGGUACAGUGGCAUCCAUGGAUUUUCCGCGAAAGAUCUUGUACUGCUUUUGGUGGGGCCUUCGAAAUUUGAGUUCUUUCGGUUCAAACCUUCAAACAAGUACGCAUUUCUGGGAGAACGGCUUCGCAGUUUUAACUUCCGUCUCUGGCUUGCUUCUGUUUAUGUGCUUCCUUGGACAUUUGCAGAUGUAUAUGCAGUGGGAGGCAUCUAGGCAGUUGGAGGAAGCUAAUCAAGUUGAGGAAUAUGGGCGGUGGCGGCAAUAUGAGAUGGAAGCCAAAAAAGGGAAAACACAUGCGUGGAUAGUCAGAAAUCCACGGCUUAAAGAAAUAGGAAAGCAGAUCAUGUCCCAAGUAGACCGAAUGUUUGCAGAAAAUAAAGAUAUUGAUGCAGAGAAUCCGUUACCUUAUCUUCCCAUUUUCACUAGAAGAGAUAUUCUGCGCCGUCUCUGCUUACCCCUACUACGGAAAGUGCCACUUCUUCAAAAUGAGAGUGAAGAUGUGUUGAAAUUGAUUAGCAGCGACUUUCUCAAGCAAGUGUACUACAAUGAGAACAGUUACAUUGCUCGGGAGGGAGAACCACUUGAUGCGUUGCUCUUCAUCACGCAAGGCAUCGUAUGGACCUAUACAACUAGUCCUGAUAAUCGUCAAACUGGGUUUAUUACAACCGAUGACUUCUAUGGAGUUGAACUGCUAGAAUGGGUGUUCAAGUCCCCCUUCGUGCCGGACCCAUCCAACCUCCCGUUCUCGACCAGGACUCUCAGAUGCCAUACAAAAGUUGAAGCUUUCGCUCUUACGGUCGGCAACAUACAGCAUAUGCUAUAUAAAUACUGGUGGAAGUUUAGCAAUAUCAGAGGGAUAAGCGACUCCAAUUUGGUGGAAAAUUUUGCCGCAUCAAACGUUCAGGCAGCGUUUCGCCGCUGGCAACACGCUCGUCAAAUGAUGAUACAUGGUGAGUCUGGCCAGAAGACUAAGAAGACCGCAAGUGCCGAAGAUAACACUACUUAGGCACAAUCUUAAAAGUUAAAGACUGCUUAAAAUCGACGACAGGCUGUUAGAUGUACCACUUCAAAUUUUAUGCUAGUCGUUUUCAGUGAAUGGUUAGAUCAGUAGAU